This is a messenger RNA of Phyllotreta striolata, 4761 nucleotides long. Lineage: Eukaryota; Metazoa; Arthropoda; Insecta; Coleoptera; Chrysomelidae. The record is from the annotation of a GenBank genome assembly.
AUGCCCUUCCUAACCAAGAUAGUACUAGUACUCAUACAACUUUGUGUAUUACUAGCUGUUAUAAAGGGAGAAAAUCAAAAGACCAAUAGGCUCAAUGGGCUCAAUGCGCUCAACGGGCGCAUUUACUUCGCAAUAGCGGCCGCUCCGAGCGCCCAGGGCUACUCUAGGGCGUUCAAUAAAACAAUAAUGAACAUAACCUCCAACUAUUUAAUGGGAAAGAGCGGAAAAAUCGGAUUCAAUAUCAGUCUGGAAACCAUAGUGAUCGAUCUGCCGGAAAAUGGAAGUUUUAGUGCCGUUUUGUUGGAGGAAGUUUGCGAGAAGUUGGAGGGGAAACGCGUCGUGGCUGUUUUGAUUAUCGGUAGUUCCCCGGCGGCGUUUACCGUUUCGUUAACGGCCAAACAUUCGGGGAUUCCCGUGCUGUGGGCCAGAGGGUAUGGACAAUUUUUGCCAGGAUUUCGGAGUUUGGAAUCCAGCCCUCUGGAAGUUGAUUUAGCGGCCAGGGGUCGCGAGCUCGUCCAAGCGAUACGAGGCCUCCUGCUGCAGGCCCACUGGCACACUUUCACCGUUUUGGCGGCCGACCAGGCAGCGGCGACGGCCUUGCGCCGCCCCGAACUCUGGCGGACGCUCGAUUCGACGCCCUUACAUCCGACGCUGGUCGCCCUACCGUCGCCCGUCAGCCCUCAGACGCUCUUCAGAAAAUUAGCCGACAUUUCCAGGUCCACCAGGGGAGUGGUAAUCCUGCUGAGCGACCGCGCCAGCUGCAAAAAGAUCCUCGAAGACGCGAAGCGCCUCAACAUGAUGGACGGUCAUUUCGUCUGGGUGUGGAUCGACACGGUGGAGACGGCGCCGUCGAGAAACGUCUCUAAUCCACCGGACGACGAUAAAGAGAAAGACAAAAGGGAAGACGAGCGGCCGAUGAGAAGAAGAAGUGACACAACCGAUGAUUAUAACUCAAUUCUAGAGGACCAAGACGACUGGGACGGAAGAGCGAGCGCGUCGAGUCUACGGGAUGACGUCCAUACGAAGCGCAGCGUUCCGGAAAAACCCGACAUAAGUGACGUGAACGUGAACUAUCUGCUGAGAAACGACCAGUCGUUGUUGUUCAACAACCAAAACUAUGGGGUGAAAGUUUCGAAAUUUCGGUAUCGGUCCCGGUUGGAUGCGGCAUACGGCGGGGGCGGCGCGGGCGAUAAAUUGCCGCCGGGGUUGCUUAGCGUUAGACCGCUUCCUGUGAAAGUGGAUAGACAUUUGGUCAAAGGUGCUGUGAGAUUGCUGGUUCACACAUUAAAGCAGGUGCUCGGCCAGAGUCCCGCGUGGAUGUUGGAUAAUCUGCUCAAUGCGCAGAAUAACGGUUGUUGGAAGAACAACGGCAGAGAAAUUAGUUUCAUCAGCGAAUUUGCCAGGGAAUUGAAAACAGCUUGUUCCAAUGCCUUAGCAGGAAAAAAAUUCACACAAGAAAUUGGCGUUGACAAAGUGGACAAAUCAUUAGUUGCGAAUUUCGAAAUUCUUAAUUUAGUUCCUGAACCUAGUAUUUACGUUAACAAAUCUGAUGCACCAGAUAAUUUGAGCGGGUCUUCCCCGACGAAGGUCAAAUGGAAACGAGUCGGGAUGGUAUCGGGCCGUUCCGUCCGUUUGGACACAAUCAUUUGGCCGGGCGGAGACCUGUCCGUAGCCGCCGUUUCGUCCCGAGCCCGAACCGUCUUCAGAGUGGUCACCGCUUUGUCGCCCCCUUUCGUAAUGGAGAGCGAACUGGACGAGGACGGGCAGUGCUUACGAGGUCUUCCUUGUCAUCGAGUCCUCACAUCGGACAAGGACAAUCUGACGCUGGUGUUCAACGAAAUGCAGCGGCUGGAAGAAGAAGAGGACGAUGCGGAGAACAAAAAUACGCAAUACGCCGAUUACGAGCGAUUCGCGAGCGAUUACGACGACGAUCAACAGUUUUUCCCGUUCCAAAAGUUCAAGUACAGAACUAAUUGUUGUUACGGCUUGGCGAUGGAUUUAUUGGAGAACGUUGCCCAAGAGUUGGAAUUUGAUUUUCGAUUGUAUAUAGUUGCAGAUGGACUAUUUGGCUCGAGGACGAUCAAGAAAAAGAGCAAAAGAAGCGAGAGAGAUGUGGGAAAGAAAUUUUUAAGUUACAGGUUCAAAGACGGCCGGAGUAAAACCGACCGCAUCAAGGAAUUGAAUCCGGACGAGUUCGACAUCAAAUGGAACGGCAUCGUGGGCGAUUUAGUCUCGGGGGCGGCGCACAUGUCCUUCGCUGCGCUCAGUGUCUCCAGCAUCCGCAGCGAGGUGAUCGACUUCAGCGUGCCGUACUUCUUCAGCGGGGUCAGCUUCCUGGCAGCGCCUCAGCAAAAAUCCGAGAUACCGCUCAUGGCGUUCCUCCUGCCCUUCUCCCCGGAACUCUGGAUAGCUAUUUUUACAAGUUUAAAUAUAACUGCAAUAGCGGUCGCCAUUUACGAAUGGCUGAGCCCCUUCGGUUUGAAUCCUUGGGGCAGGCAGCGAUCGAAGAACUUCAGCAUGAGCUCCGCGUUGUGGGUGAUGUGGGGCCUUCUGUGCGGGCAUCUAGUCGCAUUCAAGGCGCCGAAGAGCUGGCCCAACAAAUUCCUAAUUAACGUUUGGGGCGGAUUUUCUGUUAUUUUCGUGGCCAGUUAUACAGCUAACAUUGCAGCCUUGAUAGCGGGAUUAUUUUUCCACAACACCGUCAGCAAUUACCACGAUAGAAGUCUUCUUAGCCAAAAAGUUGGAGCCCCUAGGUCAUCGGUUGCGGAAUAUUACGUGCAAAAAGCUAAUCAAUUACUGUGGCAGCACAUGCACAAAUACUCCUUAAACAGCAUAGAAGAAGGCGUACUGAAAUUGAGAAACGGCUCGUUAGACAUCCUCAUUGCGGAUACUCCCAUCCUGGAUUAUUAUCGGGCGACCGAUCACGGAUGCAAAUUGCAAAAAAUCGGCGAUACCAUUAACGAGGACGCCUACGCCAUCGGAAUGACCAAGGGAUUUCCACUAAAGGACAGUAUAUCGGCGGUAAUAGCGAAAUACUCCAACAACGGUUACAUGGACAUCCUGCAGGAGAAAUGGUACGGGGGUCUGCCUUGUUUCAAAUUGGCCACGGAAAUCGCGCAGCCCCGGCCGUUGGGCGUCGCCGCCGUGACCGGCGUCUUCAUCCUCCUGGGAGUGGGAAUGGCGCUGGGGCUGCUCAUUCUGUUGGUGGAGCAUCUCUUUUUUCGGUACACUUUGCCGAUUUUGAGGGACAAGCCCAAAGGGAGCAUUUGGAGGAGCAGAAAUAUCAUGUUUUUCAGUCAGAAAUUAUAUCGAUUCAUCAAUUGCGUGGAAUUAGUUUCGCCUCAUCACGCCGCCAGGGAAUUAGUCCACACCAUUAGACAAGGACAGAUAACCAGCUUGUUCCAAAAAAGCAUCAAAAGGAAGGAACACGAACAGCGUAGGCGUAGAAAGUCUAAAGCGCAAUUUUUCGAAAUGAUUCAAGAAAUACGAAGCACGAUCCGUAGGCAACAACAAGAGGAACGAGAGCCGCCCCUGGAAUCGGUGACCGAGGUCGAUGCGGAGAACCAACAGUCUCCGGAAGAAAAAAAAUCAAAACUAAGCCCCAGCAUAAUCAGGAGAACGUUCCUGAGGUCCAGCCCCAAGGCCGACAAUGGAAACAAAUCCAAAUCUCCGACUACCUACUUCAAUAAGCAACUAUUCAGUCCCAGAUCGAAAAGCAGAAACAAAAGCACCACCAAUCUUAACGUAAGAAGAUUCAGUACCGAUUCCGUAUUUAACUCAACCAGUCCGGGCAAAGAAGAUUAUUGCACCGUGGUCGGGAGGAGAUUAAGCAAAGACGCGUCCGCUUUUCUAUCGAGCUCCCCGCCUGACAUAAACAGCAGAAGAUCCAGUUACUUGGACAUCAUCAGCUCCGGGUCGAAACUGGCGGGAAAAAGUCCGAUUUUGUCCAUCGAAAACCUGUCGGAUUGCAGCAAAUACUCGGAACCUAUGCGCAAACUGUCCGAUUCCGAGUCGAUUGGUAAGAAGCUCGCCACUCUCCCCAGAUACCAACAGGAUUCUUUCGACAAGCACAAAUUGCUCCAACCCCAAUACAGCUUGACGCUGGGAAGGAGCGAUGAAGCUCUGAAUAGCGUCAGUAAAUCGGACACCGUCGGACAAACGAGGAGCUUCAAUAACAUAACUCGUCCGGACCUCAAUGAGAAGAGCAAUUUAUCCGACGACGAAAUAGCUAGGAGGAAUAGAGAAACAAUUAUUCAAUUACAGAGCACGGCGAUAAGGAAUCCCAAACCGCCGUUGAAACGAACUAAAGACAAUAAUUCGAAACCUAGCUCUAGCUUAACCAACCCCCAAAUUCGAAUACAAGUAGAAGAUACCUCAGAGCACGAUACUCGCCACCCUCCGCUCAGUAAAAAACCGAAAACGAGACAUGAAAGCCUAGGGGACGCGGCCGGACCUUCCGAAACCAACACCAGCAAACGAAAUAGGUUAACGGACCAGUCGCGGUCCCUGGACAGCGCCAAUCCGAACUCCUCGGACCGCCGCCGGCGACGAUCGGGUUCCAGAUCGAAGUCGCGGGAGGAGGAUUUGCCGCCGGCGCCGCCGCCUCCGAAUUGCUCGCCGCGGAACUCCGACGGCCGGUCGCCGCUGGAGCGGCUGUCCAAGGACGAGCUGGUGCUGCUGUGGAGGAGCUCCGAGUCGGAGCUGCGGAGCCACCUGCUGAAGGCGCUGCGCGACAAAGAGGACGCCGCCGAGCCGCCUUGA